AUGACCAAGUUCAUAUCAAGUGCGGAAACGAGAUUUCAGAACCAAGAGGCAUCGAUCAAGAACUUGAAGACUCAAGUGGGUCAGUUGGCACUGAUGAUAUCUUUUAGAGUCCAAGGUACCUUACCCAGCAAUACCAAAGCAAAUCCAAGAGAACAGGUGCAAACCAUUACCUUGAGGAGUGGUAAGGAGCUGCAAGAGGUGGAGAAGAAAGCAAAGGAAGAAGGUAAGAUGGGUGCAACCCUAGAAACCGAAAAGAAAGAGGAAGAGCAAUUUGAUUUAAUGAAGGAGACAAGUCAACAACCACAAGUACCAUUUCUCAAUAGGCUUAAGCAACACAAAAUGGAAAAGGAAUUCGGUAAGUUUCUUGAAAUUUUCAAGAGUUUGCAUAUUAACAUUCCUUUUGGAAAUGCCUUAGCCCAGAUGCCGCACUAUGCAAAGUUCCUGAAGGAAAUCUUGGCGAACAAAAGGAAAUUGGGAGAUGUGGCUACAGUUGCAUUGAAUGAAGAGUGCUCAGCAAUCUUCCUCAACAAGCUGCCUCAAAAACUGAAAGAUCCAGUGAGUUUUACUAUUCCUUGCACUAUAGGAAGUUUAAAAAUUAAUAAGGCAUUGCAUGAUUUAGGAGCUAGUAUAAAUCUGAUGCCCUAUUCGGUUUUUAAGAAAUUAGGGUUGAGUGAACCCCAACCCACUAGAGUUGCAUUGCAAUUAGUUAAUAGGUCCACCAAGCAUCCUAGGAGAAUCAUAGAAGAUAUGCUUGUUAAGGUUGACAAAUUCAUUUUUCCAGUAGAUUUCAUAGUAUUAGACAUGCAAGAGGACGUUGAUGUCCCUCUCAUCCUAGGGCGACCCAUCCUAGCUACGGGAAAGGCAAUGAUUGAUGUCCAACAAGGGCAACUCAGCCUUAGGAUUCAAGAUGAGGAAGUGAUUUUUAAAAUGUAUGAUGCUAUGAAACAUGCACCUUCUAGUGAUGAUUCAUGUUAUAUGAUAUAUGUCAUUGACUAUGCGAUUGGUGGGUGUUUUCAGGUUAACAGGUUGGGAGACCCCCUUGAGCUAUGCAUACAAGAAGGAGAAGCCAUAAUGGGAGAAAAUGAAGAAAUGCAAAGCAUGAUAGCGUACCUGAAUGCCAAUCCGCAGUUCCAAGGGAAAGGGGUUCAUCAAGUUGGAGAGCUUGGAUAG
Nelumbo nucifera (sacred lotus) is the source of this 1170-nucleotide messenger RNA. RefSeq lists its product as uncharacterized. NCBI's taxonomy places the organism in Eukaryota, Viridiplantae, Streptophyta, Magnoliopsida, Proteales, Nelumbonaceae. The record is from RefSeq and is a predicted model, not a curated record.